This is a messenger RNA of Vigna angularis (adzuki bean), 2549 nucleotides long. RefSeq names its product cysteine-rich receptor-like protein kinase 1. Bases 218 to 2134 code for a protein of 638 amino acids. The transcript is spliced from 5 exons. Gene Ontology annotation, molecular function: ATP binding; protein kinase activity. Gene Ontology annotation, biological process: protein phosphorylation. NCBI's taxonomy places the organism in Eukaryota, Viridiplantae, Streptophyta, Magnoliopsida, Fabales, Fabaceae. The record is from RefSeq and is a predicted model, not a curated record.
GAGGAAAUUAAUCAAGAAGACUAUCUACACCAAGAUCGGGAAUACCCUCUCCCUGUCUACCUUCACGGCCGAACCCCACGACAAAGACAUGUCUACAAAGCAACAAAGGAGUAAUCAUAACGAGGCAUCAGAGCCAAAUACCAUAUCAUUACUUGUUUAAUUCUCACUAUUUUCAAACAAAAGGAAAAGCAGAGCAAUUGUUAAUUAGAAGAAAACAAUGGUGCAAUUUUUUAACGUUCCUGAAAACCUUAUUUCCUGUCUAUGCCUAAUGUUGCUGUCGUCGUCGUUGUUAAUCCCACGUGCGGGCUGCUCCGGCACGGGUAUACGCGAAACGGGUCUCACGUGCGGGGAUUAUGAGAACCCCGAGUCUUCCGCGUCCAACUUCAUGGCCAUAAUGGACAUGGUGUCGUUUCAGGUUAAAGAGCGAGGGUGGGGAGCGCAGACGCUGCUGGGUUCUGGGCCUCCGAUGUACGCAUUGGCCCAAUGCCGGCGCGACCUGAGGCCAGCAGACUGCUACAUGUGUUUCAGCCAAGCGAGGCUGGUGUUGUCACGGUGCGUGCCCAAGGCAGCUGGCAGAAUCUACCUCGACGGCUGCUUCCUCCGAUACGAUGACUACUCCUUUAUCCGUGAGAGCGUGGACCCCACUCAUGACAUCGGCAUCUGCGUGAGCCCAACUGUGGGGAAUGACACGGCCAGACGGGUGACGGCGACGGUGUCGAACGUGACGGAGGAGGCAGCGGAACGUGGGUUCGCGGUGGACGGAGGGGAUGGGGUUUUCGCCCUGGCGCAGUGCUGGUCGACGCUGAACAAAGGGAGGUGCAAGAUAUGCUUGACCGAAGCGGCGAAGAAAGUGCAGGAAUGUGUGCCGAGUGGUGAGGGUAAGAGUUUAUUCACUGGUUGCAUUUUGAGGUAUUCAAGGCACAAAUUCUACAACGACGUUUCACCACCUAACAUCAAGGAUUCUACUUCUACUUCUACAGUAAGCGACAGUGGUGGUUUGGCACCAGAUUUUGCCUUCGUAGCAGGCUUCAGUUUUAUGUAUGAUUUGCUCGAGAACGCCACAGAUAAUUUUGAUCCCGCAAACAAAUUAGGCCAAGGUGGAGCUGCUUCCGUGUUCAAAGGAACCCUCCCCACUGGGAAGACUGUUGCUGUUAAACGAUUAUCUUUUAAUAAACGGCAAUGGACAGAGGGGUUCUUCAAUGAGGUCAAUUUGAUUAGUGGGAUUCAACACAAGAAUGUGGUGAAGCUUUUGGGGUGCAGCAUCGAAGGCCCUGAAAGCCUGUUGGUUUAUGAAUUUGUGCCCAAUGGAAGUCUUGAUCAAGUCCUUUUCGGUAAGGGCUCAGAAGAUGCUCUGAACUGGGAAAAACGGUUUCAAAUCAUAUGUGGGAUAGCUGAGGGCCUAGCAUACCUUCAUGAAGGUUCUGGAACAAAGAUUAUUCACAGAGACAUAAAGUCGAGCAACAUUCUAUUUGAUGAGAAUAUGAAUCCAAAAAUAGCGAAUUUUGGUCUUGCUCGCAUUGUUACUGGAAACAAAUCUCAUCUUAGGACAGGAAAUUCGAAGACACUGGGAUAUACGGCUCCUGAAUAUGUUUCCAAUGGACAAUUGACAGAGAAGGCAGACAUCUAUGCUUUUGGUGUCCUAAUUGUUGAGAUUGUGUGUGGUAAGAAGAACAGUGAUCAAAUACCGGGGUCAACUUCACUUCUCCACAGCGUGUGGAAGAAUUACAAGGCAAAUAAUAUAACAGCAUCCGUUGAUCCAGUUCUGCAAGGUAAACUUACGGUAGACGAAGCAUCAAAUACGCUCCAAGCUGGCCUUCUUUGUACACAAUCAACUGUUACUCUCAGACCAUCCAUGUCUGAAGUAGUUCAGAUGCUAACCAAGAAAGACUACGCUAUUCCCUCUCCAAAGCAACAACCAUUCUUCAAUUUCAGUGGGCUAAGUCAAAAUGACCGCACUGUAUCCUCAAUUGGGCUUGCAAGUGCAAGGUCCUCCUUUCACAGCACCACCAGUUCACUAAUUCCAAAUGAUGAUUUAACAGUACAAGGGAAUUCCUUUCCUCAUUCUGACAAGUUCAUUGCUGGCAGCCCUGAUUCAAAUUUCCAAUUAAAUAUGGGAGCGCCUGAGCCCAGGUAGAUUCACUUGAAAUUUUGCGAUGAUCCUGAGGAGUGACCUGAAUGGGGAUAAGAGAAAACUGAGGAUAGUCAGUUAUAAUUUGAGUGUGUGAAAUUCUGAUGAACAAGGUUGGAAAGCGAAGGAGAAAAUGAAUGGAUUUUGCUCAACAUAAGACGCAAGGAACAAAAUGUAGAUUAUGGUCAUGAAGCAACUUGUAUUAUAUAAUUGUGUACAUGAAGCAGGACUUCAAGGGUAGGGAAGAGUAAACAUGGCUGUGCUGUGUCCUUGCAAGUUGUUGAUGUAUUACAGUUGUCAUGAAAUGAGGAUUUGACAUAACAUUUCCAUUCAAGUAGUGAAUGUCGACUUCAUCCUAUUUAGUACAACAAAAUUCCAUUCAUUUUUUUUUUCUUUUAUCUUUAUUUUGUUUUUGUUUAUU